Molecule: messenger RNA, 2554 nt
Organism: Gracilinanus agilis (Agile Gracile Mouse Opossum)
Lineage: Eukaryota; Metazoa; Chordata; Mammalia; Didelphimorphia; Didelphidae
Gene: PROS1
Product: protein S
Exons: 15
Coding region: 85-2127 (680 amino acids)
Cellular component (GO): extracellular region
Molecular function (GO): calcium ion binding
Source: RefSeq, a predicted model, not a curated record
UAGCAGUAGCAGAAGCAGAAACCAGCGAAGCGGCAGCAGCAGAGACAAGGCAGUGCCCUCUCCCGUACUAUCCCGCAACCUUUGAUGCUGGGCCGUCUCACAAUGAGGGUCCUAGGAGGCCUCAUUAUAAGUCUUUUUUUCAUGAUCCAGAUCUCUGAAGCAGAAAACUUUUUGUCAAAGCAGCAUGCCUCACAAAUCCUUGUGAGAAAACGCCGAGCAAACACUUUUAUGGAAGAAACUAAGAAGGGAAAUCUAGAACGAGAGUGCAUUGAAGAGCUAUGCAACAGGGAAGAAGCCAGGGAGGUCUUUGAAAAUGAUCCAGAGACGAACUAUUUUUAUCCGUUAUACUUAGCUUGCCUUGGUUCUUUCCGAGUUGGAUCAUUUGUGGCUGCCCGUCAGUCAACCAACGCCUACACAGACCUGAGAAGUUGUGUCAAUGCAAUCCCAAACCAGUGCAAUCCUCUGCCCUGUAAUGAGGUUGGCUAUGAACGCUGCAUAGAUGGCCAAGCGCAAUUCACUUGUGUUUGUAAACCAGGAUGGCAUGGAAUAAAGUGUGAAGAGGAUAUCAAUGAAUGUGAAGAUCCCUCUUAUAAAAAAGGAGGUUGUAGUCAAAUUUGUACAAAUUUACCUGGAACUUACCGCUGUUCCUGUGAGAGUGGCUUCUAUCUAUUUUCAGAUAAAAAGGACUGUAGAGAUAUAAAUGAAUGUGCUGUGGUACCAAAAGUCUGUGGGAAAGCCUUGUGCAAGAACACUCCAGGGGACUUUGAAUGUGAAUGUCCCAAAGGCUAUAGAUAUAACCCCCUUUCAAUGGAAUGUGAAGAUGUGGAUGAAUGUGCAGAAAACAUAUGUGCUCAACUUUGUGUCAAUCACCCUGGAGGAUAUACUUGCUAUUGUGAUGGGAAGAAAGGAUUCAGGCUUGUUCAAGACCAGAAGAACUGUGAGGCUGUUCCAUUGUGUCUUCCUUUGAACCUCGAAAAAAAUUAUGAAUUACUCUAUCUGGCAGAGCAGUUUGUAGGGAUUCCUGUUUUGUACUUGAGAUUUCGUUUGCCUGAAAUCACCAGAUUUUCAGCUGAGUUUGAUUUUCGGACCUAUGACCCAGAAGGUAUUAUACUCUAUGCAGAAUCCAUUGAUCAUUCAGCAUGGUUCUUGCUUGCCCUUCGUGAUGGGAAAAUUGAAAUUCAGUUCAAAAACGAUCAUGGCGCUAAAGUCACAAGUGGUGGCAAAAUUAUUAACAACGGGCUAUGGAACAUAGUGUCUGUUGAAGAAUUAGAAAACAGUAUAAGUGUUAAAAUAGCCAAAGAAGCGGUGAUGAAUAUAAAUAGCCCUGGGCGCCUUUUCAGACCUUUCAAAAAUGGUUUUCUGGAAACUAAAGUGUUCUUUGCAGGAUUACCUCGCAUGGCAGAAAAUAAUCUACUGAAAUCGAUUAACCCUCGUCUAGAUGGAUGUAUUCGCGGAUGGAACUUGAUGAAUCAAGGAGCUUCAGGUGUAAAAGAAAUUAUUCAAGAAAAACAAAACAAACAUUGUUUGGUCACUGUGGAGAAAGGCUCUUACUAUCCUGGUUCUGGAGUUGCCCAAUUUGACAUUGAUUAUAAUAAUGUGCUCAAUGCUGAAGAGUGGCAGAUAAAUGUGACCUUGAAUAUUCGACCAUCCACAGGCACUGGUGUCAUGUUUGCCUUGGUUUCUGGUGACACUGUUCCUCUUGCAUUGUCAUUGGUAGACUCCAGCACCUCUGGUUUACAGGAUGUUUUAGUAACUAUUGAAAAUACCACUGUGUCUCAAAUGGAGGCUAAGAAAUCGUGUACUCAUGAAUAUUCCACAGUGGAACUCAGAGUCAGCAGAGGCUUGCUGGAGUUAACAAAUGGUUUUAAUGGAGAAACUAUUUACUAUGAAGAUCUAAAAGCCAAACUUGCCAUCUUGGACAGAGCAAUGACAGGAAGAAUAACUACCUAUCUGGGUGGCAUUCCAGAUGUUCCAAUCAAUGCUUCACUGGUGAAUGUCUUUUACAAUGGCUGCAUGGAUGUGAAAAUUAAUGGCAGAGAGCUGGAUCUGGAUGAAGCUGUCUCCAAACAGAAUGAUAUCAGAUCUCACUCGUGUCCAACAGUUUCAAAAAACCCAAGCACUUUCUAAAACCCCUUUCCUCUGCAAGAUAUGAUUUUUCCCCUAUGUGUGACUCAAGUUGCAAAGAAAGUAUGAACAGUAUUACUUGUAAUGAGCAGGGGGGUGGGAUUAUUUUCAAAACACUUUGACCCUUCAGGGGUAGCAUAUCCUUUAUGGAAAAAGAAUACUGUUUUGAUACAAAUCACAUUUUAAAAAUUCUUACCUCUUGUUGCCAUUAAGAAUUUAAAAUAAUGAAAUGCAAAGAAUUUUUUUAACUUUAGCUUUUGCUAUCUUGUGUGUUGUCUGUUUUACUUUUCUGUUUGAAAAAAAAGUCAAAUUUACUUUUUAUUUUCAUUAAGUAGUCUUAUGUUGGGGUAUUUGGAUUUUCCAUAUGACAGGUGAAAUAUUAGUUUCUUUUUUCAUGUUAUAUGAAAAAAAAUAAAAGUGAACAACAGCA